Molecule: messenger RNA, 1260 nt
Organism: Microsporum canis CBS 113480
Lineage: Eukaryota; Fungi; Ascomycota; Eurotiomycetes; Onygenales; Arthrodermataceae
Product: curved DNA-binding protein
Exons: 5
Coding region: 1-1260 (419 amino acids)
Source: RefSeq, a predicted model, not a curated record
AUGGCCGAAAACACAGAGAUAGACUACACGCUCAACAACCCCGACACUCUGACCAAGUAUAAGACUGCCGCUCAGAUCUCACACAAGGUUCUCGAGGCUGUUUCAGGAUGGUGUGUCGAGGGAGCAAAGAUCAUAGAGCUAUGCGAGAAGGGCGACAAGAUGCUGGAUGAGGAGGUGGCCAAGAAGAAAAGGGGAUUGACGAUUGGAGCAGGGAUAUCUCAUCCGACCACCGUCUCUCCCAGCUCGUUUGUGACUCCAUACACUCCGCUCACGUCAGAUGCGGCGGAAGCUGCCACGGAGCUCAAGGCCAACGAAGUCGUCAAGAUCCAAUUAGGUGCUCAGAUCGAUGGAUUCGGAACCAUAGUCUGUGACACUGUCGUUGUUGGAGGAACCGUCACCGGCCGCGAAGCCGACCUGCUGCUGGCUACCUACUACGCCAACGAGCUCCUGCUCAGGCUCAUGGUUCCUCCCGGGCUCGUUGCUCAGGGAACCGAAGAAGAGAAGAAGAAGGCUGCAGCCGAGAAGCCGCCAACCCAGGCCAAGAUAUCCAGCUUGCUCGAGAAGGUUGCCAAGGCAUAUGACUGUACAGUGGUCGAGAACACCACCAGCUGGCUGUUCGAGCGCAACGAGAUCGAGGGAGCCAAGAAGAUCAUCGUGGCCCCUGGAACCGGAGUCAAGGGAGAGGGUACCCCGGAGGUCCAGGAGGUCUGGGGAGUCGAGGUCGGUCUCAGCUUGGGAUCCGGCAAGGUGAAGACUCUCGAGCACAGGCCAACCCUGCACCGCCGCACCACCACCACCUACAUCCUCAAGAGGCCCAGCUCCAGACAAACGCUAUCCGAGAUUGUCAAGAAGUUUGGAACCUUCCCCUUUAGCUUGCGCCAGCUGGACGACGAGAGGGCCGGCAAGGUCGGUGUCGUCGAGUGUGUCCGCGGAGGCGUCGUGCGCCAGUACGAGCCUGCUGGAGAGGCAGACGGCUCCCCUGUUUCCAGACUACUAACCACUGUCGGUACGUUCCCUUUGCUUUUUACUCUUUAUAAUGGCCUGAGCAGGCUGGCUGCUCCACCACCUCUCGACCUGGAGAAGGUCCAGUCUGACAAGAGGAUCACAGACGAAGAGGUGCUGGCCAUCCUUGAGCGCCCACUGGCCAAGUCUACCGGAUCCAAGGGUAAGAAGAACAAGAAGAAGAAGAAGCCGGCCAAGAAGGUCGUCCAGGAGGAAGAAGACGACGACGACGACGACGAGGACUCUGACGAAGAGUAA